CCUAGAACAACUCCUGUUUAAUGUUACCUCUCUCGCCAUUAGAAUGAUGCCGAAAACGUAAGAUAUUACAAUAUUCAAUUCAAUCCUGUUUUUUUAAUUUUAUUUUUCUGGUUCUCUUCACUUACAAAAAAAAAAAUCAUGGCGUUGGUAACUUUCCUUCACUUUCAUGACCUAGAAGAUGACCUCGUUCGGGACAACCAUUAUCACCAUCACCACGAACAAACCCUCACCCUUGAUUCCCUCCUUUAUUGGUCUCGUGAUUUCCACUUCUUCUCUUCCCCCGAAGCCGAUCUCCCUCACCCACAUGACGACGUUUCACUCCCCGAUUCCCUUAUUGUCAACGGCCCCGAUCUGUUCGAUCGCCGAGAGAACCAAGUCAACUUCGUCAUCGAUCUCUUCCACCAAUGCGUCGAACAAUCUCAGGUUAGUUUCGAUAAUACCCCCAAUAACAAUUCCAAUUCUGGUAACGGAAAUGAUAAUAAUACUAGCAAUAAUGAUGCCGCUGAUUUGGUUUCUGAUGCUUUGAGUGAUUCCAGUUUCGGUGUUAUUGAGGGAAAUCAUGAGCUUGAUUUAAGGUUGGACUUAGGUUUUAAUUCUAUGGAUACUCAUGUGAGUGAUGUUGAGAUUGAUAUUGGUGGCGGUGAAUAUAAGAACAACCAUUUCUUUGUGGAAAUGAGGGUUUCAGGGUUGAGUGCUAGUGAGGUUGCUUCUAAUUUUAGUGGCAUUGACAAGUUUGGGGAUAGCAUGUGGAUUGUUGGGUUUAGAUCAGAUUCGGAGGGUGAUGAUGAGGAUGAGAAUGAUAACCGAGCGCUCACAUUUGAUUUGAAUUCUGGGGAUGAUUAUAGUAUUGAUGAUCAUGUUAACGAUUAUUGUGAUGUUGGUGCUAAUGAUGAUGUAAGUGUUAGUAUUCCACUUUUCUGGGAUUCGCUUCAGUUGGAGGAUCGUUGGGAGACCAUUGAAGAUUUUGAAUGGGAGGAAAUGGAUGGUAGGGUUGAUUAGAAGGCUGUA
This is a messenger RNA of Gossypium raimondii (Peruvian cotton), 1008 nucleotides long. RefSeq lists its product as uncharacterized. Bases 139 to 999 code for a protein of 286 amino acids. Lineage: Eukaryota; Viridiplantae; Streptophyta; Magnoliopsida; Malvales; Malvaceae. The record is from RefSeq and is a predicted model, not a curated record. The transcript has a single exon.